AUGCCUUCCCAGAAGCUCCUCAUUACCGGCGCAACAGGCUACAUUGGCGGCACUGUGCUAACCCAGUUGCUGAACUCGACGGUUCCGGAGGCAAAAUCCCUCUCUUUCAGCGCCCUGGUUCGGCAUCAAAGCCAAGCCGGCAUCUUCGCUGAGAAGGACAUCCAACCAAUCUUGUUCAGCGGCUUGGAUGACACCGCAAUGCUUCGACAAGCAGCGGCUGACCACGAUGUCAUCAUCCAUAUCGCCAACAGCUUUCACAAAGCUUCGGCAGAGGCUAUGCUGCAGGGUCUACAUGACAGAAAGGUCAAGACAGGAAAGACUGGUAUAUUCAUCCACACUUCCGGAACCAGCAAUGUUGCUGACUUCCCCAUCACGAAGAAGUAUCGUGGAACUCGAGUCUUCUCCGACAAAGAAGAUAUCUUCAGCCACGAGAAGUCCCUGGACCUCCAAGAACCCUAUCAAAAUCGUUCAGUUGACAUCUUCGUCGCUGAGACUGGCAAGCGAUUGGGAGUAGACACGUACUCCAUCUGGCCGCCUCUCGUUUUCGGCAUCGGGACUGGCUUCUUUAGGACGCUUUCCAAUGGCCAGCUGCCCAUGCUUAUGCGCUUGGCCCUGUCCAACGGAGAAUCUCAGUAUGUUGGUAGAGGCGCCGGUCGAUGGAGUCAUGUUCAUGUGGAAGAUCUGGCCGCGCUCUAUGAGACUGUCGUUGCCAGAGCCAUUGCCGGGGAUAUUUCCCCUCAAGACCGAGCCAUCUUUUUUGCCGAGACUGGGAGCAGUAGCUUCGCCGAAAUGGCUGACGACAUCGGAAGAGCCGGACUGAAGCUGGGAGUGCUCCAAAAUGCCAAGGCCUCGUCAAUGUCACUCGAAAGCAUUGCCCGUGAUCAGUUUCACGGGGAUAUGAACUGGGCCGAGAUUGUCUUUGGUUCAGAAUCGUUGGUAUCUGCGAAUCUCUCAAGGGAGAUUGGAUGGAAGCCGAAGAAGAUGGCGGUGGAUUGGGAGGCAACAUUCAUCGACGAAUUUCGGUUGGUGCUUGGCGAAGCAAAGGGAGUAAACAAAACCAAUUAA
Molecule: messenger RNA, 1065 nt
Organism: Colletotrichum gloeosporioides
Lineage: Eukaryota; Fungi; Ascomycota; Sordariomycetes; Glomerellales; Glomerellaceae
Exons: 3
Coding region: 1-1065 (354 amino acids)
Source: RefSeq, a predicted model, not a curated record